Podarcis muralis (Common wall lizard) is the source of this 7394-nucleotide messenger RNA. It is a transcript of the gene ABHD2, whose product is annotated as abhydrolase domain containing 2, acylglycerol lipase. NCBI's taxonomy places the organism in Eukaryota, Metazoa, Chordata, Lepidosauria, Squamata, Lacertidae. Gene Ontology annotation, molecular function: acetylesterase activity; monoacylglycerol lipase activity. Gene Ontology annotation, biological process: sperm capacitation; medium-chain fatty acid catabolic process; steroid hormone receptor signaling pathway. Gene Ontology annotation, cellular component: sperm plasma membrane; sperm flagellum. The record is from RefSeq and is a predicted model, not a curated record.
GCUGCGGGGGAGGGCAGGGCGGCGUCGGCGUCGUUGCUGCUACCGCCGGCGCCGCCGCCCUGACAACCUCCAGGCCCUCCUCUUCCCACCCCCUUCUCUUUCCCCGUUCCCACUCGGACGAAAGGCCGGCUUCCGACAGCCAAUCCGGCGCCGGCUGAAGGUGGAGAGUGGCAGGCGCAGGCGCCAAUGGAGUGACAAAGGCGGCGGCUGAGGAAAGGGAGAGAGGAGGGGUAAGCUGGGAGCUAGAACCAGGCGCGGGUGUGUGGCGGCGUAUCUCGAUGGGAAUCGCAGUCAAGGCAGGAGAGAACGGGAGAGCCCAGACCGGGCCUACGCAGGUUAACCUUGAUUUGAACAACAUAUUUGCUUAGAUGAUUCCCGAGUUUCCUGCAUUGAAGAAUAAGUGGCACACAGCACAAGAUUUCAAGAUGAAUUCCUUAAUGGAAACCCCUGAGCUGCCGGCAGUAUUCGAUGGGGUGAAGUUGGCUGCUGUUGCUGCUGUUCUUUACAUUAUUGUCCGCUGCUUGAAUCUGAAGAGCCCAACUGCCCCUCCAGAUCUCAUAUACCAAGACACUCCUUUGUCCCGCUUUCUACUCAAGUCAUGCUCUCUUCUAACCAAAGAGUACAUUCCACCUCUGAUCUGGGGAAAGAGUGGGCACAUACAGACUGCCCUUUAUGGAAAGAUGGGGAGAGUAAGAUCACCGCAUCCUUAUGGACUUCGCAAGUACCUCACAAUGUCAGAUGGUGCAACAGCAACUUUUGACCUCUUUGAACCACUGGCUGAAAACUGCAUUAGAGAAGAUAUCACAAUGGUAAUUUGCCCAGGAAUAGCCAAUCACAGUGAGAAGCAGUACAUCCGCACCUUUGUUGACUAUUCCCAGAAGAAUGGCUAUCGAUGUGCUGUGCUAAACCACCUUGGAGCUCUGCCAACUAUUGAGUUGACUUCACCACGUAUGUUCACUUAUGGUUGCACAUGGGAAUUUGGAGCCAUGGUGAACUACAUCAGGAAAACUUAUCCUCAAUCCAAGCUGGUUGUUGUGGGCUUCAGCCUCGGUGGAAACAUAGUGUGCAAAUAUCUGGGGGAGAACCAGACUAACCAAGAGGGUGUAUUGUGCUGUGUCAGCGUAUGUCAAGGGUACAGUGCACUGAGGGCACAGGAAACCUUCAUGCAAUGGGAUCAGUGUCGGAGAUUUUACAACUUCCUCAUGGCAGACAAUUUGAAGAAAAUCAUAUUGUCUCACAGACACACCUUGUUUGCUGAGAGCCCUAAAAAGCCUCAGAGUUUAUUAGAGUCAGACUUGAGCAGACUUCACACAGCAACAUCCCUUAUGCAGAUUGAUGACAGUAUCAUGAGGAAGUUCCAUGGCUACAGCACCUUAAAGGAAUACUAUGAACAGGAGAGUUGCCUGCAUUACUUGCAGAAAAUCUUUGUUCCCCUCUUGCUGGUUAAUGCUGCUGAUGACCCUCUGGUGCACGAUAGUCUCUUAUCAAUACCAAAAGCCCUCUCAGAAAAGCGGGAGAAUGUCAUGUUUGUUUUGCCAUUGCAUGGAGGUCACCUGGGUUUUUUUGAGGGUGCAGUACUCUUUCCUGAACCCCUCACCUGGAUGGAUAAGCUUGUGGUCCAAUAUGCCAAUGCCAUCUGUCAGUGGGAGAAGAAUAAAUCACAAUGCUCCGAUACGGAACAAUCAUCUGGCCAAGAAUAAACAGUUCCAAAGACUUCAGGUUGUUUCACCUUUAAUCCCCAUCUUCUGGAACUCUUAAUCUCUUCUGCUUUUCCAGACCUAACUUCUGAACACGUUGAACUUGGGCAUUGACCAUAGUGUUUCAUGCCAAAGUAGAGCUACGGCCAGAGAGGCUAAUGACUGGCACUGAGCAAGUUUGGAGUAUAUUUGAUCAUUUGCAGUACAGUUGUGUAUUGGAAGAACUGAUGCACUGUAUUGGUGGGUUGCCAUCUAUAGCUUGCUUCAAGGUUCUGAAACAAGUGCAACAAAAGAACAUUUUUGAAAUUAGCAAGAAGUUUUGAUGCUCUUGACCAUCUGUUCACACUUUCACUGAUAGAAACUGAAACAAAAAAACCCACUUCUGGUUUUUGCAAAACUUGUCUAGCAGUCAGUGAUGUGCGUUAGGAGUUACAGUCUGUUUGUGGUUGCAUUUUUUCCCUCCCCACCUGGGGGGAGACAUCUAUAUCUAUCUGUAGAGGAAAUCAGUCGUAGUUCGCUCUGCAAGUCAUCGGAAAGGCUGUCCACAAAACAAGGGGAAAGCUGAAAGAAUUUUGAGUUUCCGGAAUUGCAUCCCUUUGAGAAGGGGGGUGGGGGGGCUUGCCCUUUCUGAUUAAUGCACUUCGAGGGUUUAGAUUGCUUUGAAAGUGUUUGAUGUGUAAUCAGCACUACAGUUGCUCCAGAAUUCUGGAGUGAUGGCUGGGUGUGUACAGUCACAUUUUGCUUUUUGUUGAGACUUUGCUCAAAGAUGGCUUCUGGGUUGAUCAGUCCAGUGGAUUCCCUGUUGUGUUACUACUCGAGACUAAACAAGUAGCCUUGUGAUACUUGCCUUUUCUAGUAUAAGGAAUUUUUAUUUUGACACAAGACAUUUGUGUGCUCUUAACCCAGGCCUUUUAAUACGGUCUCCGAAUGGAAGCCACUUGCUAUCAGUUUGUAGGUGGCCCUUUUUUGUGUUUUGUUUUCUAGAGUACUUCUUAGCAAAUCUAUAUGUAUACUCUUAGGAACUUUUUGUGUGUGUGAAAGAGAGAAUAUAAUAUCCAUCUAUGCUUUUUUUUUUUUUUUGUCUUGCCCACAUUUCAUGUCUGCUAGGGAAGAACAUAAUAGAUAAAUAAAUUAAAUCCCCAGACUUCUAAAGCGUUGAACUGGCUAUUUUCAGUCAGUAUGCCUUGCCUUAGAGGAGAUGGGGAUUUGGUGUCUACAAUAUUGAAAUGCUUAAAAGGAAAAAAAAAGUUCUGUAUAUAAUGCAUCUACAGUUACUAGGUUAUAUAGGACAAUCUGAUGAGUCCAGUGUUCUGACUUGUCUUUCAGAGCAAAGACAUCAACAGAAAAUUGGUGAAUGAUGCAUUAGGCUGAGUUACAGUAAAAAAGUUUUUUUUACUGCCACACAAUAGAGAGACAUAUUUCUUCACUGAGCUACAGAGUUUCCACCCUGGAAGAAAAAUAUUCAGCCAUAUAUGUAUUAAUAAGAUUUUUAAAAAAUCUGAUAUUUAGAUUACUUUUCUAUUAAGACAGUGGAACAUUGUAGUAAGACACUGCUUCCCUUCAGAAUUGUCAGCUCACUGUUGCCUCCUUGUGGUCCCUUUCACCUCUGUUUUUACAGCAGUUCUCACGGACCCCAUUUUCCAUAACAGUUAGCACUUUAUUGUUUAAACCUUUUUGAUUUUGUUUCUCAAGGCACUUUAAUUAUAGUGUGAUUUUUUUUUAACAUGGAUAUGAAUCCUUUCUGAACUUGGAUGCUUCAUAGAACAUAUCCUGGAGCAGCUUUGAAAUUCAGAAAGGUUGAGUUUUCGGGGGUUAUUCUAUUCUCUUCUAGUUUUAUUUAUUGAGCAAUAAUUAGCUACUGUAGCAGAGGUGCAUUUCUCACAUCAGGAAUAAAAACUCCUUCAGCCUUAGUUCAGCAACCUUGACAUGUCUGGCAAGCUGUGUAGAACUCAAGUUCUACCCCCUCAAAUCUGAGGGAGUGACCAAGCCUAGCAAGACAUGAUUUGGCCAGUGCUUAUGGCUCUUUCCUUUUCCUCAAAGAGUUGGCUCUCCAUUCUUUUUCAGCCUAUUUGUAUGUUAUUCUUUGGAAUUUUCUUCUAUAUCCAUAAACUGCCAAAAUCCUACAUAAACCCUAGUGUGCGGAUGAAAUUAUAGGUGCAUAAGCAGUGCAGGUCACUAUCUAGAGUCUCCUUUCUGUUUGAGUGGAAGUAGAUGUUGAAAUCAUUUUUAGUUACUGCAAAUAUAUAUUGGAAGUGAAUGUAGCUUCUUUACCCCCACUUAAAAUUUAGAAAGUUAGCUAUGAGAGUGUCUGUUUCACAUCAGUCUCCACAAUAUUAGUUUUUUCCUCUUUAGUGUGCAGCUGUUUUGCCAAAAAGAGUUUGCCUAGCAGCACAUAAGCAUAGAAGCUCCUCUAGACUUGCCACUGAGAGCCAUCUUUCUCAUCUGCCCCACUUCUGGUUUCUCUUUAGAUCAUAUAAAUCUCAUCUGCCCCACUUCUUAGCAAAUAGGUACUAAAUAGCGGAAUUUAACACUACCAUUGACUUCUACCCAAGUAAGACAUUUUUGAUGCAUUUAAAAGGGAAACUGCAUUUUUCACAAAGGAAAGGCUUUUAUUACCUUCUCCUGCUUGAAGGUGGAUGUGAGGAUGCAAUUAUUUGUAAAGGGCCCUUCAGCUAUGGAGCUAGUUUUGCACCUGAACAAGAAGAUGAGUUGAUGCCUGCUUUUGAUGGCACUCCAGUGUUCAUAUUUAGGCAUUCUUAAGCUUCAGUACUCAGGGAUCACAUGGCAAUGCACCUAUGUAAUACAGCCUUUUCAAAGAAGAUCACUUCAGUGGUUAAAAUUCUUUUAAAUGGAGGAGAGCCUGAACCACUCUUGUCUAAAACCAUCAAACCCUUGAAAAUCAUUAGCGCUCUUGUGAAAUGUUAGAAGGGAUCCCUUUCCCCCCCCACACACCAAAAUGUGGAGCUGUUAGAGUCUUUACUUCUCACUAACAUGGCCAUAUAGAAAUUUGGAAACCUAUUUUGCCCCAGAACACUGCCAGUGAGACCAUAAAAUUUAGGUUCUCAGUCUGCUUGAUAGACACACUUGGGGAUACACUAAAUGCUCCCCGCCCCCCAGAAAAAAAAACCCCAGUAGGGGAAAGAACGAGUUAACUUGAUCCAACAGGAGGAAGUGGCUUUACAAAUUCCAUUUUAAAAAUAUAUGUGAUUCUGACUUUCAGUUAGUAUUUUCCAGUAAAUCUGUGAUUCUGCUGUAAUGCAUCUCCCUGCUUGUCAGUAGGCUAGACUUCAGCCCCCCCCCCCCCGAAAGAUAUUACAAACAAACAAAAACAAGGAAGCAUCCAGUACACUAACAUUUCUUCCAUCCCAUUAUUUUUGCCAGUAAAUUUGAUCUUGGUGAUGCUUUCUGUGUUACGAUUUGCUGUUUGUAACUGUGCACAGGAGCUCACCAGAUCUUGUUACUUAAAAAAAAGGAAAAAAACAGCACACCACUUCAGACCUUUCUGUUUGAGGUGAUCUGUUGCAUUCAAUUGGUUUGCCACGUGGUAAGAGCUGCCAUGUUCAGUUAUUUUCAAAGCAGAUUUCAUCAGAUGAAAGCAUAAAGCAGCUCUUCACUGAUAACAUCUGCAGCUUUCUGUAAGCUGUGCAUCUAUUUCAACAUUCAUAUCUUCACUGUUUUGUUGAUGCCUGCACUAAAGUGGCCUGGUUGUGGCUGAAAUGUUUGUAUUCCAAAUAUUCAUGGACUCUUAAGGUUGGGCACCUUUUUAAGAUUGGCUCCGGUCUUUUUGUGAAGGCUUAUAUUACUAGGUAGCAGGCCAUGUUUACAACUCUCUCUUUUUUUGUCCCAGACUCAUGCUGAAAGUGUUUGGUCUAUUCUUUUCUAAAAGGGCAUGCCCUACAUUCAGUUAUACAGAGGUUAGCAGUUUUCUUCCAAUUGUAUUGUCAUUGGCCUUUGAGUUUUCUGCCAGAAUAGAAACUUUCAACUCCCUGUCUGGGGACUCUUAUCAUAGGAAAGCAUCUCUACAAGGAGAGGUCCAGGUGUGUAUCACUGAGUAGUCUUGACAAGAGUAAUAAUAGCCAACAAGAUGGUUGUAAAGUAUCUGAAACACACCACCGGCCCCCUCCCAUAUAUCAGUUGCCUAAGCAAUCCUCCUUAGCUACAUGUUAUGCGGACCUCUUAGUCGCACACCAGGCACACUUAUUGCCAGUGAGGGCGAAAAGUAGCCUGCUGGUAGUGUACUGAGCAAGGUCUCCAUUGAAAAGGGGUGGUGGGUGCCAUGCAACGCUGCUGGAGUUUUGUGGCCUUCGUACUAUUCUAACAUCUUGUUUCGCUGUCUCCACAUGUUCCUUAUCUGGAAUUGUUUUCUUUUUAAAAUCUCCUUUGCCUUGAAGCGCCUCUGGUUUGGUUGCUUGACAAAAUGAGAUGAAAUCAGCCGGGUGGAAUGCGGGGGCAGUGGGAUCUUUCCCCCCUUUUUUUAAUCAAAAACUGUACUGUAUCUCAUUGAAGCAUCUGGUGUUCUGUUCUUUUUGCUGGUUACAUUAAAGGGCACAACCAUGAAAGGGCAGCAUUUAUAAAGCUGGAACUGAGAAUUGGUAUUCCCCCCCCCCCCCGCUUUUUUCCAUUUUGCAACCAGAGCAACCAUCCCUAUUUCCUCCGUGCAAGACAUUUCCUCGGUUUCUGGGACCACCAACCUUCCAGCACUUUUGCUGGUUCAAAUCCUUGUAGAGUAAGCCAUUGUUUCAAAAUUCCUGAGAUGGGGAUUCACUGUUUUUCAGCUUAAUUUUUUUUAUUUUUUUUUUGCAACUCGCAGGAGUUAUUAUUUUGCUAUAUGCAGCAGAAUCUCUGCUUGUACCAAACAGCCUUUUCCAGAAUUGAAGUAGGUUCAGUUCCAGAUCAAUGGCUGGUAAAAAGCCUAUGCAGACAUCAUGGCUUAAUUUGUGUGGCUGUUUUGUACUGGGAACCUCAAGAACUUAAUCUGCCAUUGAGAUUCAUCAGUGUAGUGUGUUAGAAUCUGUGAGUCUGUCCGUUCAAGUUAUUUCAUCACAGCUAUUUCAACUGCAUUUGAAAGUAAAUUUGAUUUUGCAUUUGAUUCGUUCUGACAGCCUUUCACCUUAUUUAAGAAAGCACAACUUUAAAAGAUAAACACCCCAUUUUUCUCCUGAACACACAGAGGAAUAUCCGAACACCUCAGGAAGCUAGACCUGUACCUGUGCGCUCUUUGAUUUCUGUCACUGCAGCUGCCUUAUCGGAGUGAGUUGAGUGUUUGUUUUUUUAGGGUUUUUUUAUUUUAAGAAAAUGUCUCUUGAACCUCAGUUUUUUCUUUUUUUCUUUUUUGGUAAUUUUUGCUUCCAGACAGACAUUUUGGAAAACAUCACUUUCACAUUCCUAAUUCCUUUGGAAACAAAAAUGCUGCCCUGAACAGGUUUCAUGUGUGUAAGUGACUCUCAUGGUUGCUGGUUCCUUUCUUGUCUCUUAGGAACCAGUUGCUGCUGAGAUGAAAAUUUGCAACUAGCAAUGCAAUUUUUCUAAAUCUGCUAACGUUUCAAGUUAUUAAAAGUGUGUCCUUGAUCUUUUUUUCUUAAUUUUUUUUGUUCUGUGUGUGAUAAACAGAGUCAUGCGGAACAGAGUAAUUUUGUUACAUUUGAUUCAAUGGAAUUUCUUUGCUUAAAAAAAUAAAGAACUUAUUUGAGUUCGGAA